AUGUUUGGCUACAAUGGCGAGUCCUCAGCUGCAGUGCCACCUCUCUUCGCUUUAUCCUUAAUAACUCGCGUAUCCCUAGGACAGUCUGAAUACUGGUUCGCCACCAUCAAAGUAGUACUAGCCAUACUGUUCAUCAUUGUCGGACUCAUCUACGACUGGGGUGGUGUCCGCCACCACUCUGGGCCAGGCCUGGAAAACUUCCACAACGGCCAGGCCAUUAUCGGCGGCUUCUCUGCGCUCAAUGGUGUCGAGCUCGUCUCGCUCGCUGCGAGUGAGUCUGCCAAGCCGCACCGAGCCAUCCCGCGCGCCGUUCGCGCGACCUUCGUGCGCAUCGUGCUCUUCCACAUUCUCACAAUCCUCACGAUUGACCUCUGCAUCGACUAG
Postia placenta MAD-698-R-SB12 is the source of this 384-nucleotide messenger RNA. RefSeq lists its product as hypothetical. Gene Ontology annotation, biological process: amino acid transmembrane transport. Lineage: Eukaryota; Fungi; Basidiomycota; Agaricomycetes; Polyporales; Adustoporiaceae. Gene Ontology annotation, cellular component: membrane. The transcript is spliced from 3 exons. The record is from RefSeq and is a predicted model, not a curated record. Gene Ontology annotation, molecular function: amino acid transmembrane transporter activity. Bases 1 to 384 code for a protein of 127 amino acids.